CAGUGCACUAAGCUCAUCAACCCGGCGAUGAACCGUGGCCUGCCGCUGAACCUCGCUGCGAUGGAUCCCUCUCACAACUACUUCGCUAAGGGCAUCGACGUCCAUGCCACGGCAUACGUUGGCGUGCUUGGGUACCUCACCAACCCCGUCUCGACGCAUGCCCAGUCGGUGGAGAUGCACAACCAAGCAGUCAACUCUCUUGCGCUCAUCUCUGCCCGGGCGACGCUCAACUCCCUUGAUGUCCUCUCUCUCCUCACGUCGAGCUACCUCUACGCCCUCUGCCAGGCGCUUGACCUCUGCGCGCUGCUGCACGAGUUCCAGCUCGAGGUCGACGACAUCCUCCGCGAGCGGCUCUAG
Molecule: messenger RNA, 357 nt
Organism: Dichomitus squalens LYAD-421 SS1
Lineage: Eukaryota; Fungi; Basidiomycota; Agaricomycetes; Polyporales; Polyporaceae
Product: Phenylalanine/histidine ammonia-lyase
Exons: 1
Molecular function (GO): ammonia-lyase activity
Source: RefSeq, a predicted model, not a curated record